AUGAUCGCGUCCAGCACCGCGCGUCGCCCUUCGUCGUCGCCGUUCGCGAGCGUGACCACGGCGUCGUCGCCGGCGUCCACCGCGCCCUCGCGGCCGUGCAACACCGCGUCAAAAUCGUCCGUCGGCGUCGAGCCCGCGCGCGGCGGCCUCGGCGAGGGCCGCGGCGGCGUCCUGCUCCGCGCCCCUCCGGGCGGCGCGCCGGUGACGACGCAUCAUCUCGCGGACGUCGCGGACGCGCAGCCGCAGCAGCAGCAGCAGCAGCAGCAGGCCGCGGAGACGCCGCCGCCGUCGUCGUCGUCGUCCUCCGUAAGCCACGACGACGCGAAUGGGGGCGACUCCGAGGAGGACGAGCGCCCGAUCCUGAUAUCGUCCGUCGACUUCGACGGCGAGACCCCGGAGCUCGAGCAGCUCGCGCGAUCGGUGGUGUUCAUCAAGCCCAACUUUUCGUACACCAAACGCGAGAUCCAGACGGACCUGCAGCGGAUCUUCGACACCGGGAAGUUCUCCACGGUCGCGCCGAUGACGGUGGACACCAGAGACGGCGUCGCGCUGACGUUCAAGCUCGUCGCGAACCCGGUCGUGCGCGGGUUCAUCGUGAAAGGCUGCGACGAGUACCCGACGCGGCUUCUGCACCAGGCGUUUAAACCGCAGUUUGGCAAAGUCAUGAACACGAACGUCCUCGAGAAGGAAGUCACGAAGAUCAGGGACUGGUACGAAGCGCGCAAGAUACCCGCGGAGUGGUACUCCGUGGUCAUCAACCCCGACGGCCUGCUCGAGAUCGCCAUCACGGAGCCGAGGAUCGGCGAGGUGCAGAUUCGAUUCCUCGACCGCAAAACCGGCGAGCCCGUCGUGGGCUCGACGCGACCGGAGAUGAUCACCCGGCACCUCAAGAGCGUCAAGCCCGGGAAGGUGUUGCACGCGCGCAUGGUCGAGGACCUCCAGGAUCUCAUCGCGACCGCGGGUCUGGAGACGGCGACCAUCACGUGGGCGCCGAGACGCGACGAGACGGACGGGCAGCUGCACCUGGUGGACACCAUCAUCAACGUCGUCGAGAAGCAGAGCGCGGGGUUCAGCGGCGGCGGCGGGAUCACCGCGAAGGGGUUGCAGCAGGGAGGCCUGAACGCGCUCGUCGCGAACGCGGAUUUCUUCCGCAGGAACUUGUUCGGGCGGUGUCAGACGCUGACCGCGAGGCUCGAGGUGAGCCCGUCCGUCACCGGCGGCGGUCGCGCGGAGGUUGAUCUGAAGGUGACCCACACGGAUCCGUGGGUCGGCGACGCGAACCGAACGUCGCGGCGGACGUACUUGGACACGGAGACGAACACGCUGGAGCACAUCCACGGCAAGACGGAGCCCGCGCUAGGCGACGACGACGGCGACGGCGCGGGCGGCGCCGCGGACCUCGCGUCGGACGACGGCCCGAAGGGCGUCUUCGCGCGUCGCAACGUCGCCGGCGUGGAGUACCGCCGCCCGCUCGCGGCGUCGUGGACGGGGACGUUCGCGGCGACGUACCAGCGCGCGUCGACGCACGACGAGAGCAAGCGCGAGUGCCUCCACGACGCGUACGGCUCGCCGUUGACGUUCUCAGGGCACGACGUCGACACGUCGUUCAGCGCGAUGACGCGGUUCGUGUACGAGGGGAGAGGGCGGGACGAGGCGCAGCUCGUGCUCACCGCGGAGCAGGCGCUGCCGAUACGACCGGACAUGCUGUCGUUCAACCGCGUCCUCGUGCGCGCGCAGAGAAACUUUCACGUCGCCGGGACGCGUUUCUUCGUCGCCGCGAAGGGGGGCAACGUCAUCGGCGAUUUGCCGCCGUACGACGCCUUCUCCAUCGGAGGCGCCAACAGCGUGCGCGGGUACCCGGAGGGCGGCGUCGGGACGGGAAGGAAGUUCAUCGUCGGCUCCGCGGAGCUCUCCGUGCCGCUCGCGACGGACACGCUGAACGGGUACGCGUUCUUCGACGUCGGGAGCGAUCUGAAGUCGGGCGCGAGCGUGUUGGGAGACCCGGGGGGGACGCGGGGGAAGCCGGGGCAAGGGUACGGGUACGGGUUGGGGGUCUCCGCGGCGUCGCCGGUUGGGCCGCUGCGGUUGGAGUACGCGUUCAGCGAUAAGGGCGUCGGGCGGAUGCACUGCGGGAUAGGUAGGAACUUCUGAUGUCGUACUGUACUGUAGUAGGGUAACGCC
Micromonas pusilla CCMP1545 is the source of this 2181-nucleotide messenger RNA. It is a transcript of the gene TOC34-2, whose product is annotated as chloroplast envelope protein translocase family. Bases 1 to 2151 code for a protein of 716 amino acids. Lineage: Eukaryota; Viridiplantae; Chlorophyta; Mamiellophyceae; Mamiellales; Mamiellaceae. The transcript has a single exon. Gene Ontology annotation, cellular component: outer membrane. The record is from RefSeq and is a predicted model, not a curated record.